AACAUCUGGCACAGACACAAUAGCCAGCUUCUCCUGCUCAGAGAAGGAAUGGAUCCAUAUUGAAAACCCAGAUUUGGUGUCUUCCUGUAGAGCUGGCCAUAGAAUAACCUCCUGGAAAACCACUGCCCUUCGCUCUUGGCAACAGAACCUAUCCAGAGCUGGUGAGGAAACAGCAGGCCUGUAAAUGCCACGGAUAAGGAAUUGCAGCCACCCCUGGCAAAAAGAAGUGAACUUGGUUAGACAUGAACUUCUCUGUGGCGGGAGCAAGGAGCCUCUUGUAGGAGCAACCUAUUGAUCAAGCAGUGAUGAAGAUUAUACAAACUCAGAGCAACAUAAAGUCGUUGCAUCUCCGCAGAGAUCCCCCUCUAUGGCACUUGCCCUCAGAGCUCCUUUGGGAGUCCAUGAACUCCACGAAAGCAAGUAGUCCUUGCUUGGCUUUUCUUACCAGCUAAAUUCCCUGGCAUGAACUGAACAGGUUUUGUUGCUAAGAAACUUUCGACAGCAGUAGAGAUUCCCAUCACCAUAUUCUGGCAAGCUUGGAGAUGGAAUCCUUUGGCUACCACCUACAUGCAGCUAUUGAUACUUAAACAUGGAUCCAAGUGACUUGCCACAGCUUUCAGGUGGAGGCUGGAGCUGCUGGAGGAGAAAUUCAUAGAUGAUAAUAAAAUAAACGGCGCCCACAUUUGGCUCAGCAAGCCCUGAACAUUAGGGAAGGCUGUGAAAGUGUAUGCAUGGAUAUGUAUACAUAUGUAUAUAUGUAUCUGUACACGUGUAUGUUAACAGUUGCCCUAUUCUCAUACUUUGCCCCCUGCCUCCACCUCUGUCCCAGGCAGGAUGCUGGGGUGCUUUCAGCCUGAUUUCAUAAGUCCAUUCUUAUCCUUCAGGCACAUGGGUGCCUGAAUGUCUGUGCAGGUGUUUAAUACCUCAUAUCCAGUCUCUCCAUCUCUCCCAUUGUCAGGCGCAGCCUGACUCACGUCCCCUUCCUUCCAUUUGGUCAUGUCAUUUCUAAACCACCUUCCUUCCCUAUUCCCCACCCAUGAAUAUGGAUUUCUUUUCCCCAAUGGCCACGUCUUCCCCUUCUUCGAAAUCAUUUGCAGAAAGCUCACGUCAAUUUGGUUUAAUUAAAGCCCCUGCGUUUUUGUCGUACCUUUAAAUCACUUCCUUCAAGCAAUCUUUAUAUGAAAUUAUCACUUUGUCAAAACACGAUCCCAAAGCACAGCUCAGGGCACAGUGGGAAGCACACAAAGGGAAAGCCGUGAGGCUCAGAAAGUUUGGGUGAGCUGUUUGCUCAAAGCUGCCGAGCCCACCCCUCCAAGACCUUUAUUUCCCCCUGCGGCAGCUGUCAUCUGAUCCCACGCCUUGGCUCUGAAUGGGGCUCUCUGAGGAUGCCAGAUGUUGGGAACAAAGGUCUAAAAAUAAUCUUCACAAAUAAUCUUCCCAUCUAUCACUGUAGGAGAGCGUGUGCUUUGUGCGGACAUGCGAGCCGAGAACCUGAGCUAACUUGGAGUAAAGAAGUUCAACAGCAGCUCCUGGUUUGUGGGCUCGGGUGGUUUUUUUUUCUCUUCCCCUUUGCCUUCCCAGAAGCUGCGCAGGGAAAAGCGGCUCUCAGCAGCGGUCAGCCCUCACUCUCCCUCCCUCCCUGUCUCCCUCCCUAUCCUCACGAAGGCUUUGGUCGCCUGGAUCCCGAAAGCCGGGCUGCUUACUUGAUCUUUCCUUGGGAAAAUGGAUUCGAGGCUGCUGCCAGAGAUGCGUUUCUGUAAAAAGAUCCUCACAGCAGCCUUGUGUGUCUUAGUUUUGCUGCCAGACUCGGGCUGUGCAAGGAAUCUCUGGAAGCGUGCUCUACAUCUGAAAAUGACAGAGAAAUACGAUGAUUAUGAGUACCCUCUUCAUUCUCACAGUUCCCACUACCAGAAGAACGACCGGUGCCCCCCUCCACCCCAGACCUUGCCUGAGAGAGCCUGCGAGGUGCCAAGCUGCCGCUCAGACUCUGAGUGUGAGAGGCAUAAGCGCUGCUGCUACAACGGGUGCAUCUAUGCCUGCCUGGAGUCUGUACAGCCACCGCCAGUUUUAGACUGGUUGGUUCAGCCUAAACCCCGCUGGCUGGGUGGAAAUGGGUGGCUUUUGGAUGGCCCAGAGGAAGUCUUACAAGCUGAGGCCUGCAGUACCACUGAGGAUGGAGAUGAGCCUCUGCAUUGCCCCACAGGCUAUGAAUGCCAUAUCAUCAACCCGGGUAACAUGGCUGAAGGAAUCCCUAACAGAGGCCAGUGUAUCAAGCUCCGAGGAACUCCAGAUGGACGCAACCUGAGGCAUAAGUAUUACAAGGAAUAUUUCGGGAGCAGUUCCAACAAUGUGGUUGGCUAUGUGAAAAACCAGCAGAAGCAUUUAGGCUAAUCAAAGGUGUGCCAGGCUGGACCACUCUGUUAAGCAGCUGUCAAGGAAUGCUUUACCCAACAGUUUUCUAGGUUUUGGAAGAACUCUGGUCCCAAAUCUCCACGAGCACAUCUCCAGCAUUACCCUGAUCCCUGCCCAUUCGUGAUAAAAAGACUUUGCUAUCUAAGGAGCAUAAUGAAUCUAGAUUUUAAGCCUACCAGAAAGGGGAGAAAUGUGAUCCCCUGAAAGAAACCCCACUGUUUGUGAGCUGCCCUUCUACGAAUGAAAUGCAAAUACCUCCAAGUGGAUCCCUAUAAACCACAGUGCCAUUGUCAGGCUUCUGGAACAGAGCCUGCCCUUUACGUACGUGUUAUGUGACCGAUUCAGAUUUCCUGACCACAAACAUAACUCAGGAUUAUAAAAUGAAGUGACGUCAGAAUUGUACCUAAAUAUCAUAUCUCAGUUGCAUUAAAAUAGGCAAGACUAUAAGACUAAAGGGGAUCUCUGGAUCCAAUCCAGUGCCUAUCUAUCUGGAACAACUGCUUUAAAUAAGCCUUUUCAUAAGCUUGAAGAAACCUGCAGGUUUCUUCUUUUCCUAUUUACACCCAGGGUUCACCAGGUUUGACACCCCAUCCACAAGCCUAAACCUGAAGUCUUAAGAAUUUCGGGAGUUCUUGAGUUAGGAGCAAAACCAGUUUUAUAAAUGUUUUUUUAAGUUACUUUCCUUUAGCUUCUCAGUCUAGUGAACUGCAGAUCACGAGGUAAUGAUGGAAUAGAUUUCUGUCCACAAUGUCUAAGCAGACAUACAUAUGUGCCAGUCUUUUUAAGUUUUCAGCCAGCACAGUUAGUACUCACAAAGUGCACAUCUGCUCUUUUGUACCCAUGUAAUCUCAGCAAAAGGGCAGAAGUCUGGAUUAUUUGAUGCAUAUAUUAAAAAAGCAAAUUGAGGAUAAAUUUGUAUAAUUAAAAGGAUUGCCUGGCAGAUGGGCAGCUGCUCUUUACAAGCCUGUACCUUUAUGUUGACUUCCCUAAAUCCUUCAGGUCAAGUUAUUUGUAUUAGGCCUUACAGCUUCUUUUAGCAUUAUAAAAUGGAAAACACAUUUCCUAUUAAUGUUUUCCUUUCCAGUGGCAGUCCUAAAGGGAUGCUUGCAUUUCAUUUUGACAAAUCUGCCAGAAUUGGUAGGCAAAAGAAGCCAUGUUUGCUCCCUUGUUUAGUACAUGUCCCUGUUUGCAUGCAUAAAAUUAGCAUUUUAAUAUGCAGAGUAGUAGUGGUGGAUAUAAAUACCCAAUUUACAAAUACAAGAGCCUGCUGCUACCCACAAACUGUGGGAUUUUUUUCCACUCACCAAAUGGUUUAAGCCAAAGCUAAGACACCUAUAAAACACUUGAUGCCUCUUAUAUGACAUUUGCAGCUGGAGAGAUGAAAGAUGCCAAACUGCUCUUCUGUUUUCUAUCAUAAGCAGGCACACUCCCUGAUGCUUUACAGAGCAAAGGAACAGAUGAAGGGCUCCAGAUUUUCCUAAGUAUCUUGAUUUGUUGAACUCCAUUCACUUCUUUGUGCUUUUGCUCCAAGUUCUAGGCAUUAAAUGCGACACCAUAUUCACAGACAGAUCUAUUUCUAGGAUUUUAUCAUAUACAGCUUCAUACAAUGAUAUCUUAACUCCUGCUGAGACACAGGAGUCCAUCCAUACCUUAUAGUUCCAAUCUCGAUUUGGGCCAGAAACUUGCCGCUUUGCCACUGACAUUACUUGACAACUUAAAGCAAUGCAGCUCGUAACAAAAGUCCUAAUGCAGUCUCACUCCUACAUGCUGCCCAGUGAAACAGAUUGAGUUUUUUCAGCAUUACUUUUUGCAGAGAAAUCAAAUUAUGAUUACAUGAACAAAGCUUUCAGUGGUUACUGCUAAGCCCCAAAGAGCAAAUACCAAAUAGUUCUACUUUAAAAUAAAAAAUUCAGUGCCUAAAAAGCUAUGAGGAUCUAGGUGAAAAACUUAAGCAUUAAUAAAUUUUUAAGAUCAAAACUUCAGAUCUCAACCAAAUUCUGCAAAGCAUCUGAAAAUGUGCUUGAUUUUAGUGGACACACUCACUUCAGUGGCUGCCUUUUUGUAGCUACAAAAGUACAUACCUGACCACCUUGCUGGAUGGGAUGGUAAGGAUAUGAGGGUAUUUUCUACUUGCAAAAGUAAUUUUUAAAGAUUAAAAUUGACAAAUUCAUACUUUGUUGAUUAAUUUCGGUUUACUGGGUGUUAUCAAAGACAUCACCCUUCCUCAUGGUGCUAGAUUGGUUGGGGUUUGUUUCAAGUUAAUUCUUUUCAAGUUAUUAAUUGUCAAACUCAGAAACAAGAGCCAUAGAAAAAGACUUGUCUGAGUGCUGUGUUUUCAACACUGGCAUCCAUCAGAUGUUGAAAUGAAAACACAGACCAAACGAGUUGCCCUCAGCUUGUCUUUUCUCCAAAGACCAAUGGCUUAACAACAGUCCUGUGGAGCGCAGUAGGAAAUCACUGGUGUAGGUUGUUCUUACUGUUUCCAUGUACACUUUAAAUCAUGUUGGGUGCUAUAACAAACUUUACGUAUAUCACUGUGUGCUAGCAAUGCUCAUGGCCUUCUGGAUACUCAAACACUGCCAGAGGAGCUUCUCUGCCUUGCAGCAGACCCUUCGUGGUUUGUGCCCUGGUGCUUAGACAUGUGCACGUUCUGCCACUUCGGUGCUCAAUAAAAAGUGACCAGUAUAUUUUUCAACUCUG
Molecule: messenger RNA, 5112 nt
Organism: Strigops habroptila (Kakapo)
Lineage: Eukaryota; Metazoa; Chordata; Aves; Psittaciformes; Psittacidae
Gene: WFDC1
Product: WAP four-disulfide core domain 1
Exons: 13
Coding region: 1723-2391 (222 amino acids)
Biological process (GO): regulation of cell growth
Cellular component (GO): extracellular region
Molecular function (GO): peptidase inhibitor activity
Source: RefSeq, a predicted model, not a curated record